Hippoglossus stenolepis (Pacific halibut) is the source of this 3484-nucleotide messenger RNA. RefSeq names its product ER degradation enhancer, mannosidase alpha-like 1 (gene edem1). Gene Ontology annotation, molecular function: calcium ion binding; mannosyl-oligosaccharide 1,2-alpha-mannosidase activity. Gene Ontology annotation, biological process: carbohydrate metabolic process; mannose trimming involved in glycoprotein ERAD pathway; endoplasmic reticulum mannose trimming. Gene Ontology annotation, cellular component: membrane; endoplasmic reticulum. The coding region runs from base 184 to 2100 and encodes 638 amino acids. NCBI's taxonomy places the organism in Eukaryota, Metazoa, Chordata, Actinopteri, Pleuronectiformes, Pleuronectidae. The record is from RefSeq and is a predicted model, not a curated record. The transcript is spliced from 12 exons.
AGGAUAUGGGAGGAGCCGGUUUGUUGACAGGAAGCGUGUGAAGCGGAGUCACUGCAGCUCCUGCUCCUUCUGCUCCUUCUGCUCCUGCUUCAGCCUGAUAAACGGAGGAUUUCUCUCUCUCGUUCAGCCGCUCGCCGGUGCGCGGACUAAAACAAUGCUCUGUAGGACCGAACCGGGGCAAAGAUGCAAUGGAGGUCAAUAGUGGUCGGUCUCGUGGUGCUGAGGCUCUCCCUCGGCUGGGUGCUGUGGCUCGCGUUCGGACUGGGACCCAACGUCAUCUGCGGGUUCAACUUCCAGCUCGGCUUCAAUCUGCGCAAACUGGAUGUGCUGUUCGGGGAGGAGAAGGGGAGCGAGCCGGGGGGCGGCUCGUGGUCCCAGCGGGUCCACGGCCCCAGAUAUGAGGAGUCGGCGACCACCUGUGCCAAGCCCGAGGAGGACUCGCCCAGGAGACCCUACCUGAGCUUCUUCGACGGCAACAAGGACGAGUACGUGCGGCGAUACAGCUCGUUCCCCGACGCCCUGAAAGCCGAGAUGAAGGACAUGGCCAGAGACAUGUUCUACUUCGGAUACGACAACUACAUGAAAUACGCUUUCCCCGAGGACGAGCUGAAUCCCAUCGCCUGUGAAGGGAGGGGACCCGACGUGCUGAACCCGUCAAACAUCAACAUAAACGAUGUCUUGGGGAACUACUCCCUGACGUUAAUUGACACCUUAGACACUCUGUUGGUGCUUGGCAACGUGACAGAGUUCCAGAGAGCCGUCAAGCUGGUUAUAGAAACUGUAUCUUUUGAUAAGGACUCGACGGUGCAAGUUUUUGAGGCAAACAUAAGGAUCUUGGGAAGUCUUAUCUCCUCUCACAUCCUGCUGACUGACCCAAAACAUCCGUUUGGCAAAGUGGGCUUGGAAGGUUACGAUAAUGAGCUGCUUCACCUGGCUCAUGACUUGGCUGUCCGCUUACUGCCGGCCUUUGAGAACACCAGCACAGGCAUUCCUUACCCCAGGGUGAACCUGAAGACUGGUGUCCCCGCUGACAGCAUCAAUGAGACUUGCACUGCAGGAGCUGGGUCCCUGCUGGUGGAGUUUGGAAUUCUGAGCCGCUUGAUCGGCGAUUCCACAUUUGAGUGGGUAGCCAGACGAGCAGUUAGAGCUCUGUGGAAGCUGAGGAGCAAUGAAACCGGUCUGUUAGGUAAUGUAGUUAAUAUCCAAACGGGCCAGUGGGUCGGGAAGCAGAGUGGCCUCGGAGCUGGUAUGGACUCAUUCUAUGAGUACCUGCUGAAAUCAUACAUCCUUUUUGGGGAGAAAGAGGACUACAGGAUGUUUCAAGCUUCUUAUGAGAGCAUACAGAACCACAUGAGGAGAGGGAGAGAGUCGUGUAAUGAAGGCGAGGGUGACCCGCCUCUCUACGUUAAUGUGAACAUGUUCAGUGGGGAAAUUAUGAACACCUGGAUUGACUCUCUUCAGGCCUUCUUUCCUGGGCUGCAGGUGCUGAAUGGUGAUAUAGAUAACGCCAUUUGCCUACAUGCCUUCUACUAUGCCAUCUGGAAGCGCUUCGGGGCGUUGCCGGAGAGAUACAACUGGCAGCUGCAGGCUCCUGACGUGCACUUCUACCCCUUGAGACCAGAGCUGGUGGAGUCGACCUAUCUGUUGUACCAGGCGACCAAAAAUCCUUUCUACUUGCAUGUUGGAAUGGAUAUUCUCCAGAGCCUUGAGAAAAAUGCCAAAGUCAGAUGUGGGUACGCCACUCUCCACCACGUCGUUGACAAAUCCAAAGAGGAUCGUAUGGAGAGCUUCUUCCUCAGUGAGACCUGCAAAUACCUUUACCUGCUCUUUGAUGAGGACAACCCACUUCAUCACUCCGAUAACAAGUACAUCUUCACCACAGAGGGCCACAUCGUGCCUAUAGACAAGCGCUUCAGGGAGAAGCAGUGGAAUGAUUUGUUUCCGUGCGAGGAGGGGGCACUGGCAGAAACAGAGCCCAACUCCCGGCCACCUUCCAGCAACUUCAGCAAUUGUAGCAGGAUCCCAGAGGAGCGACGGUACACUCUGCCACUGAAGAGUGUCUACAUGAGGCAGAUCGACCACAUGGUGGGACUUUUCUAAAAGGACGCAUUUGGUGACAGUGGCAUGAAGCGGCCUUCAGUAAGCCUGAAGUGCAGAGGCAGUGAGGUUAGAAAAGAUCGAGUGGUGGUCAAACUCCUCGGCCCAUCUGUUCUGCUGCUCAGGAUCCAGACAAGAAACUGACUCUAAGGGAAACCAGUUUAAUUAAUUGCCGUAUUAUUAAAAGUUUGUGUCGGGGUGCUUUGGAUUCUGGGUGUGAAAGCAUGUACUCAACAAAGACAGAGAAAGAGGAGUCAUGCUUCACUGUGUUUUGGCAGGUGAUGAAUGGAGAUUGUGUGUCUGUGGAGCAAAAAAUAUCUGUUCAGGUAUGAGUGUGUGUGUGCGUUAGAGAGAGAGAGAGAGAAAGAGAAAUGACAGCUAAGCUGUGAAUAAUAAUGAUGUGUUUAUGGGAACAGUGCCAUCUAGCCACACAUAUGUAAAAUGUAUAGCCUAUAAAAACUCACCUCUAAAACAUUUUUUCUAAACAUUAUGAUUAGUGCCUCUUUGCAGUUGACUCACUUGAGUAGAUCUGUGCUUUUAAAUAAGGGCUGCACACUAACAUAUAAUGACAGGUGAUAACUCAUGCACACACUGUAAAAGCCUGCCUCUUGUGAGGCUGUAGUAUACUUUAGAUUGUGCCUGUAGGAAACUUGUUUGGACUUUUGUAGGCUUGAGGUCAAUUUUCCAAAAUGUUGAAACAGCUCUAGUCUCUCUGACUUACUACAGAAUUAGUGUGUUCUUCUUCUAGAACAAUAUUUUAACAAUUUUAAAGCAACACCAUGUAACCUUUUACUGAGCAACAGCGCCCUCUGCAGACACGUGGUGAUUUUUUUUUUGUCGGGCUUUGUGUACAAACGAUUAAGUGGACUUAAUGUAGAGAAACAAAGCUCAUCAAUCUGUUGACCACAGGUCUGACUAGUGCCACUCACUGAACUGAAACACAACUGAACAGUGGAUGUUACCCAGGAUCCCUGGCUUCAUGAAGCAGAGGAGCUGCUUCAAGUUUUUAGUUUUUAAUGACGUCUUUUUAACUGAUCAACACUUCAGCAUUAUUCUUGCUAGGCCUGAUUCUGGCAAUUUAAACUGUGAACAUCAGUCAGUUAUGUUCGUCUUUCAGAGCGAACCAGCUCACCAAAGUUUCACAGAGCAAGAACAGAUAUUCGGGGUGAGCAGUGGGAAUGGAAGCUGCACCAUUCUCUUCAUGUCCGUGAACAACAUAAACUAAUUUUGAAGCUGCUAUUUUAGGUUUAAAAAGUUGCAUAUUGUUGCUUUAAAAAAAGCCCCUGUCUUGCUUUUGUUAUGCAAAUGUAUCACGUAAAACUUAACAAAGACUAACAGACAACAUGAACUGCUUCCUGCCUGCCACACUAAUGAAGACUGAAGUGUU